CACUAAUAUGUACAGUGAUCUCCUUAAUCACUUCUGUAAGGUUAAGUUAAAAUGGAAAUUGGGGAAUAGUUGUAGGAGACUCGUCUUGACUAGCCAUUGUACAUCUGUACAGAGGAAAAUGGAAAUUGGGGAAUAGUUGCAGGAGAAAGAAUAUAAGAACAAAUAUGUAUGUAAGGUUAAGUUAAAAGUUGGCAUAGAAUGGCAGCAAUCUCUGCUGUGGAUGGGGGGCAAAGUUCCCACCCAAUUCAAUGAUGCAGAAAAGACAUGUCUUGUGAGAUUUGGUUGGGAAGGAAGAAGAGAAAACUGACCUCAUGAAUUGAAAGCAAGUCCAAAUUGAAAACUCUUAUGAACACAUCUGAAAUUGCAAUCCCAGGACAGAUAGACUUCAUGGAUUAAAAGAAGCAAAGCAACCAUAUGGAAACUACCAGCCAGCUACACUACUAUACAAAGAAACCCUACCCUUCCCUUCCCUUCCAUGUUCCUGCUGCUGGCAUUGUUGCAUCCACAUCAAAACAGUACAGGCUGGGGCUCUCAUCUUAAAGAGCUAAAAUACAACCCCGGGCCUUGUAUAAUUUCUUUCUCCUUCUACUUAAAUCUAACCAUUAAAAGAAACCUGCGGUUCAACUAUCCAACUCCCUCAUUUCCUUGAACUAUUUGAUCCAAUAAUAAACGACCUAAAACCUUGUCCAUCUGCGAAUCCCAUUGGCAAUAAACACGAGAUUUACCGGGCACAAUACUUCCCUGUCGCUUCAUUCCUACAGCAAUAAGAACAAACAGGCAUAUCACUUCAGCAGGCCACUCAAACAAAUGAACCCUGAAACAUACUCUUCUAAGUUCCAAUUCUUUAAAGACUUCAACCUAAUGGCUCAGAGUUUAAUUGCAUUCAAGUUAGAAGCAAGCUUUUUUAAACAUAAAUAGCUACUACACUCGGUCAACUUAGCAGCAAAAAGGGGGAACUUAAGAUAAUAUUACUGCUGCCUGAUGCUGGUUUGAUCAUGAAGCUUUUCUAGACUACUAUGGUGGGCCUAGCUAUAGAACUCAUGCAACUCCCUUCUCAAAAUGAUCAAACCAGCAUAGACUGAUGGAUAUGCAAUCUAGCAAGAAGUAAAGGUGGGAUAUGUCCUGCAGACUACCAAAUUGAAGCUGGCAUAACUACUGCAAAGAAACGAGCUUUUCACUAAUGUAAAUUCAACAAACGUUGAACUCAACCAAAAAUUACCAGAGGCGGCGAGGGGAUCCACAACCACAAGCUCUUCUAUCUGUGCUCCGCCGCGCAACCGAAGCAGCCGCAACUGAGACGUAGUGAAGGAUGCCGUCACGACUGACUGAGACGAGGGGAGAGUUGCGACGGCGUGGGCGAGCGGCCGCCGGAGACGGGGAGUCGAAGGCAAGCAGAUGAGACCAAUGGAGAGGGAGAGAGAAAGAGUAGGAAAGGCAAGAGUGGAAGGAUAGGAGUUUGAGUUAGGGUUUCGAUUUGGACGAUUAGAUUGUUGAGGACUACAACUGUCAUUUUUCCAGCAGCAUACAGAACAGAAGGCUUAAUUAUUCAAAAUAAAAAAAUAAAAAUACAGAAGGCUUAAUACGGAAAGAUUUUAAAACAUUCCAAGCUUCGCGCGAAUGUUUUAUUUCUCUUCCUGUAUUUUCUCCCCCUUUUCUUCUCCGCCGAUCUCCCUCCCGGCCGCCGCCCAAAUCUCCCCGUCGCCGUCUGGUUGGCAGCUCACAUCAUCGACCAACUGUCCUCCGUCGCUCUCAAUUCAGGACCAUUGCGGUCCUUCACCCGACUCCAAGGUCUACCCGGUGGACACCGACGACGAGGAAGGCGCCGGAGGUCCAGCAGCCGGCGGAGUCUGAACCGAGGUUCCUGUUUGUUGUUCCCGAAAAGUGAGGAUUUGAGUACCGAGAAGAAGUAAUGGAUGUUGGAUUACAUUGUAUGUUCCUUUUAAUUUGGGUACCAGCCUAACUAUAUAUUCUGAAUCUGUAAGUGAACGAUGUAAGUUCCCAGUUUCAUUAAAUAAAAAUCGACCGACUGGUUUCCCUCUUCCUUUGCAAUUUCUUCAAUCAUGCUCCCAACAGACACUGUUACCUUGAACAUGAAAACUAAAGAGUGGUGGAUGGAGGGGCUUUUCUGCUGAUGUUUUCAUCUUCCAUUUGGUCAAACCCCUAAGGUUUUAAGGUAAUGUUUUUCUUCAUUCUGGAAAGUAGGGCUGGGAAACGGUGCGGUCUGGUCCAGACCAGACCAUAUAUACGGUCUACGGUCCAGACCGAGAGGCUAAAGUAUAGACCACAGACCAGACCACGGACUAUACGGUCUGGUCCAGACCACGCCUGUGCGGUCUGGUUCGGUCUGGUCUGGUCCAGAUAGACCACACUCAACGAAAAACGAAUAACUUGUUUAGUCAACCACACAAAAAAUUGAACCAAUAACCAAGAAAAAUAAUUGUUAUUUGUCUUAAAACAUUAAUCCUAACAUGCAUGAAUAAUUUUGAUUCUCUAAAUCUUAGUACAUAAAAAAGAUACAAAGUAAAAGCAUCCCAACUUGCACCAUAAUGUCAUAAACAUUAACAUAAUGUCGUAUGGAGACACGAUUAUCUCUACUCUGUGGUUAAAUGUGGUUAUGAAUGAAGGAGGGAAUAGAUUCACAAAAUUAAGGUUGAGACUUGGGUGUCGUUGUGGGAGUUUGGAGAGUGGUUGAAUGGGCUGUUAACACGUAUUGACAAGUCAGUUGGGUCUACGGUUUGGUCCGGUAAACCGCGGUCUAGACCAGACCAGACCAGACCAAGAGAUCAAAUCAUAAAAUAAUACAGACCAUGGACCAGACCAGACCAUACUUCAUGGUCUACGGUCCGGACCAAACUGUGCGGUACGGUUUGGACCACGGUUUUUCUAACGGUCUGGUCUAUUUUCCCAGCCCUACUGGAAAGAUGGGUUCCUUCUAUUGUUUACUCAUUCAUCUUGGUUCUAGAAAACAAGGUCACUAGUAAUAUGAAAGGAGGACAAUGGAAAGCGAAAGAUGGAGUCUUUUUUACUAUUUAGUUUCUUCCCAAGUUGAAAUUUAGUAGCUAAAUUGGGUUUUAUAUGUGACACCUAGUGAGAACCAGCUUGUUUGGUUGAUUCAAUCCUCAUGUGGUCGCUGUUUAUGAACAACUUCAUUCUAUAUGUCAAAACUUUAGGAGGGAUCUGCAGUAUUUCAUUACUAAUAAUGGAGAACGAGUUGGGUCAAUUCCAGGUUCUGGCAACCGAAAUGACCUUACAGCUUUAAACUUCAGCUGCAUUGUUGACUGAGCUUAGGAGACUGACGCUCAUGUCCAAGGAGACACUGAUUCCGGCGGUAUGCUAAAGUUGUUACCCCACAUCUCUGAACAAGAAUCACAUAUCGACUUCAAAAAGUAUUAAUCUUCAACAAGUCAUAGGCCUUUUAUAUUAGCUUUCCAUUCUCCUUUGCUUUCUGAAUUGUAUGAUUAUACAGUCGAUUGGCCACCUCAUGCUUCCUUUCUUUUGUAUGCAGUGCGUGUUUAUUCCAUACUAUCCAGAGGUUGUUCUUUACGGCAUGUCUCAGCUUCCGAAGAAGAACGAGGAUAUAAUAUCAAAUAAUGGAAGUUCAAGAUGAUAAGGUAUGGGCAAGAUCUGUGAUGGAGGCGAAUUCAUCCAUGACAAGAGCAUAUGUGCUUUGGGCCCUUGUUACACUUCUAAACCAAAAUGCAGUAGUGGGAAGGAUGAGAAGCUGUCAAGAAAUGUUGCUGUAUCAAGAAGUUACCAGCAACCAGAGUCACUAGUUUGUCCCAUUGGCUUGGCUGAGACAACUCAAUGAUAGUCGUUAUAGUUAUAUGCUUACGGAUUAGUUGAGCAAUUCAUGAUUUUGAGGCUAAACAAUGUGAUGAGUCUGGAGAAUAGGUCACGGCUUGGUGGGAGCAACGAGCUCGAGUGUUUGGAUGGAGCAGCAGUGGCACAGAACCGUGAUUUUAUUUUGCAGAGUUACUGAUAGGUGAAAUGAUAAACAGAGAUGUGUUAUGUUGGGCCGGUUCCAAUGUAUAGAAACACACUGUAACGCCUCGGACUGAGUUCUACCUUUCUGUCUAGCUCUUUUGAAGACAACUCAUGUCCUCUGUAACUCAGUAGAGUUUUUUAAUAUGAUAAAACCACAAGCAAGUUCGCAAAUCACACUUACAGCUUAUAGUUUUAAGUUGCCAAAUGAUAUGUAUUCCAUUCCCACUGCUAGAAUCAGCAACAAGAGAUCCUUCGUACUUCUCGUUUUUUUUCUGGUAAUUGUCGUAAUCUUUAUUUAGCUCUUGCUUGUUAAACCAAGUCUUUCGAAAAACUACAUCUGUCCAAAGACAGCACAGCAACUACAAAGUUUCACUCUAAUUCUACUCAACUACACAACUAAGUUUCAACUAACAUAGCCAAACUACAUCCAACACUCUACUACCAGCUAACUUGGAAUCAAACUCAAGUAGUUUACAGAAUACACAGGGCUGCUUGUUAAUACUAGACUGAAAUUAGGGUUGCCAUGACUGUAGUAAGCCACCUCUUGCUUGAUCUGCAUAAGUAGUUCAGUACUACUUCUUACUGCUGUAAAUACUCGAUUGCAUCGAUCUUCCCAUACAAGUGCCACAUACCAGCACCACAAACUAACUGUCAGCUUAUGUCCUUCCUUGACUAAUCUACAGAGUUCCUGAAUCAUAUCCAUCCACUGUUGAGGCCAUAUUACAUCUGGAAAUAGAUCAGCUAGCACUAUAGUUAAAUAAGCACUUCUCGGCUUUUACUUCGCCAUAGUUCCUCAUUACCUGCAAGCCAACGAACUACGUUAAUCAGCCAGGCAUGAAUCAUCUUCUCGGCGACUUCUCCAUUAUGCCUUGCAACAAAUUCACACAGUUACACUUGUACAAUUAUAUCAUGUAUAAGAAGUAGGGGCAUAAUAGAUGAACAAGUGAAAGAGAAGCUCACCAAACUUCUUCCUAUGAAACAUGCUGAUCAAAAGGACUCUAAGGACCAUUAACAAAACAACCCUAAGGGAUUAACCUAUACACUCAGUGCUCUGUACUUCGGGGCCAACCCCAAUAGAAGACUAAAAAUAAAAGUAAAAAAUAAGACAACAAAAGAUAUCACCCAAGCAAAUCACAAAUAAACUGUUGAGACUGUGAUUAGUAUUUAGUACCACCAAAAUCAACUCAUGAAGCCUGAAUAUACAACUAUCAACUAAAUGACCCUUUGAGCUUCAAUGCAUGACAGCAAACCUGUUUUGAUGAAGUACCAGGAUAUUAAACCAGUCAGAAACCUCUCAACCUUCUUGAACUUCAGGACUCAUCCAUUGUACAACAAGUGGAGUCUGAAGGAUAAAUUAAGCACCUAACACUUUAUGGGUACCCUUUGACAUUUGAAAUUGAGAAGAAGCUAGUUAUACUACUGGCAGUGAUGAGAACGAGAGAGAGUGUAAACAGCUACCUUCUCACCAUUUCUUCUCCAACUUGAGGUUUCUGGGAUUCUAUACAAUAUAGGAAAUUCGAGCUCAAAACUUCCCUUUGCUGAUGAUGUUUCAUAUGCCUCCAACUACUGAGCUACAGCCUACAGGUAAGCAGGACACAUGGGGCAUAGAGGAGCAAGAACAAUGCUUCGUCACAAAGCACAGGUGGACAACCUAUUUCUUGCAUUCACUGUAAAAAAGAACAAGGCAGAGAGAUAAGCACAGGAACAAAUACAUCGACACCCAGCUGCUCGUUAAAACCAGAAACAAGGAAAAACACACACCCAUCAUCCCAUUGCAGAAUCCACGACAUGCUAUUUCGGACGCCAUAGGAAACUAAACGACCCACGAGGGUGCAUUUGGAUAGCUGAAUUUGAAAUGCAUGCAUUUGAAAUACCUAGGAUUUAAAAUUCAUUAUUUGGAUAAAUGUGUAUUUCAACUACAUGAUUUCAAAUACCAAGGAUUUAAAAUCUACUAGAAAUAAUACCCGCGGCUACGCCGCAGGACAUGGUUAGCAGAGAGCAUAAUCAGUCAAUUGGUCUUUACUUGACCUUUAAGUUCAUUGAUUUGGUCUUGCUUCUCCAAUGUUUUAAUCUUACUGUUAUUAAGGUUGUUCCUUCAUCUUCUGAUCUAAUCUCCUUAGCUGUGAUUCAAAUCCUGUGGUAGUAGGUAAAUGCUCAGGAAAAAAGCUUGGUCUAAGCAUAAGACUAUGAUUCGAUGCGCGUAUUAAAAAAAGCACAUUGAUUAAUAAUUUUGGUCAACAAAACACUAUCAUAUUCUUAACAAAAUAAUGACUAACAACUAAUGAAUACCUUUGUAAACUACCUUCUUAGUGAUAAACAAUACAACACUGCCCUAACGAACAUUGGAUGAUAAGCUGAGGAAUGGAAAUUCAUAAGCACCGCAGAUGAGUUUCAUGGACAGGAAAUUCAGUUCAAAUGAUGCAUUAAACUUGAUGGUGUGAUUUAAGCAAAGUAACUUUAGGCUGCACACCACCUGUUACUACUAAACACUAAAUAGCAAACCUAUACAACAUAGUUCUAUAAAUGUACUGUGAAUCC
Linum trigynum is the source of this 6522-nucleotide messenger RNA. The record is from the annotation of a GenBank genome assembly. NCBI's taxonomy places the organism in Eukaryota, Viridiplantae, Streptophyta, Magnoliopsida, Malpighiales, Linaceae.